Messenger RNA from Peronospora belbahrii, 5358 nucleotides. The record is from the annotation of a GenBank genome assembly. NCBI's taxonomy places the organism in Eukaryota, Oomycota, Peronosporomycetes, Peronosporales, Peronosporaceae.
AUGAAUGGUGUGGAGAGUUUAUUACUAGAAGAGAGUGAUGAAGAGGAUCUUGGAGAGCUAGAUCUAUCAGCAAUUACAUUGGAGGAGAUAUUACGCGAAGAGGAACUUGCUGCUAAGGCUACAGAAGGAGAAAAGGUGAGUGAUACUACAAAGCAAGACGAUGAUGAGCUGUUCUUUGCACCUGCUACUUUUACACUUAAUAUUGAGCCAGGACCAGGAAUGGACGUAGUUUCAAUGCCUAAGACAACGGCUGUAGCUACUGCUACUACAAAGACCACGGAGACACACUUUCGUACUCCAUUGGAGAUUGCAGAAGCAAGAGAAAGACAGCUAUUAAGCUGUGUAGGAGUCGAACUGAUCUCUCCUUUGCAAGUAAAAAGACGAUUACGUGCUCAUGCAAGGUCACAAGCUCUUCAAUCGAGACGAGAAGGACUUAUUUUAUUGAAAAAGAAUCAGAAGAAGAAGAAAAAAACAAUGGCAGAAGGAGCAGGAGCUGUUGCUACUGCAGCCGAGAAGAAAUCCAUGGGCGUCGUCAAGGUGGAGCCAAUGGAAGCUAUUAGUCGACAGCUACGAAAAAAUAUUGAGUUUAAAGAGUAUGGCCCCGGUUCACCAACAGUAGUAGCAAUUCACUCGAAAUUUAUUGCAAUUGGCACGUCUAAGGGACUUGUCAUUAUCUUUGAUCAUUUCCAGAAUAUCAGACAAGUGCUUGGAAAUACUAAUGAUGCCGAUGGAGAUGGACCUGUGACAGCUGUGGAUGUGUCUCCUGGUAGCGAUUACUUGGUUUGUGGUUAUCAAAGCGGACGUAUUGUGCUUUGGGACAUGAUUAAGGGCACGUCAUUAAAGGCGGUGUCGGAUGCGCAUGAGAAUCCAGUUGUAAGUCUACGCUUCCUGAAAGACCAGAAACCCGUGCUAGUCUCAGUGGACACCAACGGUUUUGUGAACAAGCUUAAUUUUUCGAAAAUGAUGGGAAUGGUGUACGUUGUGGAUGUGGAUCCACUUUACGACGGUUCGGCAGGCAAGAUCUUGUCGAUUUCUGUGUUGCCACAGUCUGCCGGUAAUGCCAAAAUUUCAUUCCUGACAGACCAGUAUUGCCUUGCUGCACUGAGUACGGAGAAUGUGACGUUUAUUAUCGCUAUUGAACCUGAAGUCCGCGUAAUUUACCGCUGGGCUCGACCUGACGACAUUGCACCCGAUGAUCCGGUGCUGCCGACACUGGCGUUUGCAUGGAUUUCUUUUCCAGGCAGCUCUCGAGCGCUGGCACCUGUGCUUGCGCGUGGGUGGGGAAACCGCGUGCAGUUUUUGGAAGUAGUUUUUCCUGGUGGAAAGAAUCAUUCGCACGCGCGGCAUGGAUUUCCUACCUUUGAUGAGCAUGACCAGAUAGAAUCGUCGAGUGCUGUUAUGGCUGUGCAGUGGCUUGGAGAUCAGGUUGUGGUGUAUUUAAAUUCGCAUGACGAAAUUUGUGUGUAUGAUGUGAUGUCUCGCCAAGAGUUGGAGAUUGUGGAUGUAUCUUCGCUCGAGCUGGUCUUUGCAUCCUAUCGUGGUAAAAACGCUCGUAGUUUUUCAAACAGUUUUCGAGGCUGUUACAAUAUUUUGUAUCUGCUUGGUCUUAAGGAGUUGCAGACAGCGCGUGUACUACCGUGGACACAACGUAUCGAUUUGUUGGUUGAUGAUGGCGAGUGGUUAGAAGCGCUAGCACUUGCUUUAGAUCACUAUGAGGGACUUAAAAUUGCCGCCGCGGACCGUGCAGCGAGGGACCGGUUUCCGCCUGUUUUCUUUCGUGACAAACAGAACGAUCAAUGUCUUGUGGACAUUCUACACAUGUGUCAGACUAACCAGCGUACUGGUGAAAAAGAGGAUGUAUUUCGACAUGAAGAGAGUGCGAACGAAGUACGUUGGGUUUGUGGCGAGGUGCCUUACCCGCCUGACAUAGCUAAGAAGCUUGAAGAAACGCUUCAGAAGGCGCGCAGUGGUGAAGUCACGAAGAAUUUUGUGCCUAUUAGUGUGGCUGAGCGUGUAGCAGACCUGCUCAUGGAGUAUGUACGUCUUGCUAUUGCCAACGCACCAGGCUCUACGGCUGCUGCAGGAGGCGAAUUAAGUCUCAACAAGAUUGGAAUGCAGCUAGAUUUGGCAAAGAGUCAUUACCAGAUGCUAGCGGGUGUAUGCAUCGAGUUUUGCGCUCUAAUUGGCCGUACUGAUCUACUUUUUGGCGAGAUAUACACACGGUUCAAAGAAGCGAACAAGUUGAGUGUGCUGAUUGAAUUGCUGGAGCCGUACAUUCUUUCUGAAAAGCUGCGAAACCUUUCUCCCGUUGCAAUGGAAGAGUUUGUCAGGCACUUCAGUGCCCAGGGUAAGCUUGCUCAAGUGGAACAGUGUCUGCUUCACUUGAAUGUGGCUGAAUUAGAUCUGGAUACGAUUCUGAAACUCUGUCAUGAUCACGAGCUGUAUUCGGCUCUCAUAUACAUUUACAAUGAAGGAAUGGACGACUACACGACUCCUAUUGAUGCUCUGUUGGAGGCGUGUUCCGAUGCAAAGGCAUCUAGAUCAAAGUCUGCAUUAGUGUCAACCUCUGUAGCAAGUCGGGCACCAUCUGGAAGCCGAGUGAGCAGUAUAGCAUCAGCAUUCGGUGGCACAAGCCGAGCAUCCAGCUCUACAACCUCGAUUGCAAAGCCUGCAGCAUUAUCAGCACGUGAGAGAGCUGAAGAGGAGGCGCUCAGUGGUUCGCGGCGCCGGCGGUUGUUUGGAUACAAGUUAUUGUUGUACAUUUCGUACGCGUUAAGUGGUCACACGUUCCCGAAACACGAGCAAAUGUCACCUCUCAAGUUAGGAAAAGUGCGUUCGCAGAUCUGCUACCACUUAUUUGAAAGCGUUGUAGCGGGAUCAUCAAUCCCGCGACCGUACCCACGAAUUGAGGCGCUUAUUGAUCUUGACGCUCGGGAGCUUUUUAACAUUAUGGGACGUACGUUUGACACACCUAGCGUUGAAUUUGAAGGUGAGAAAAACGACGGUUUGAUUCAGCCUAUAAGCCGAUAUGAUUCAGCUCGAAAUGCUGAGAUGACCAAGUGCCCUAGCCGUCUAUCGAUUGUGCUUUCGCUCGCAGAAGUCAUCUUUGGACCGAAGAGCAUAUUCAGUUCGGUAGAACAUGCCCAUUUCUUCAUGUUUGAGGCUCGGCUUCUCAGUGGCGGUUCUAUCGAGCCGCAGGAAUACGCCGAUGCACGUGCUGAAGCCAUUGGUGAUGCUGGUUCUGCUGGUGGCGCAUCAAUGAUGGAUUCACUGAUGAACUUUUUGGCGCUCGGUCCGGCGUCGCUGCUAUCCAAGGGUUCCUCGGCAGUCACGGCUGAAACUUCGCAAGAAGAGGGUUUUGACAAAGGAGGCCGAGAGGCGAUGCUAGUGCGUCUUUUGACAAAGCUGAAUAAGGCAACUUACAACCACGAAGCUUUGCUGGCUAGUGUUAUUCGAGAAAAAAUGAAUCGUGCUGCAGUGUUGCUGUACAAGGACAUGGGCGAUUUCAGCAAUGCAAUUGCAUCCUAUCUGGCUGAUGAAGACUAUGAGUACCAAAUGAAUGCUUUCAGCUACAUCCGUAUGGAGACUGACAAAGCAGUGGAUGGUGAAGAAGUGGAAAUGCGCGACAUGAAUGACGGCGAGCCUACACGGCGUCGCCGGAAGUCUAUUGAAGAAGCUGUGCUUAACCAUGCCCCUACACUUAUGAAGACAGACGGCUACGCGUUUGUAACGCUGAUUCUGGGUCAAUUUCCAAAUUUGAACAACAAGGUUAUCCAGAAAUUUUUGUCAAUGGGUAAGGAGGGCGCAAAACUCGAGUUCCUGUACCUCAAACAGGUGCUCAUGGCUGCACCGACGACAAGCGGCAGCUCUGCAAAUGAUGAAGCUGAUGUUUUGAAAGACCUUUUGGAUCGCUCAAAACUGCGCAUUGCCGACGACCCUGCUGUGCAGGAGCGUUUCGUGCGUCUAUUGUGCGAAUUUGAGCCUGCUGGCGUAUUUCCAUAUCUUGAGUCUCAUGACAGCUACAAGGUCAAUGCGUGCUUGCGCCUCUGCAAAGAGUUCUCCAUCACAGAUGCCGAAGCGUAUUUGCUUGAGCGCACGGGCGACGUAACAGGUGCACUUACGCUAAUCCUGCAAAGCUUGGAGCAAAAGCUGAAGAUUCUGAAGCCCGCUUUGCGCGGCUACAAUGUUGCUGCUGUUUCUUCGUCAUCAACAGGAAAUUCUGACAUGCUAGCAGGUGCUGCAACUAGCGCUAACGUCCCCAGUGGUACUAGGCAUCAAUCGUCAGACCGCAUCAUUGACAGCGUACAGGAAGGCAAGGAUGCCAUGAAGACGUUGGAGGUGGCUUUGACAAUGUGUCAGCGUAACUCGUUGCGCAAUCGUGAUGAGCAGGCCGAAAAGCUUUGGUUCACGCUACUGGACAAGCUGCUACGGAUUCAGAAUUCGGUGAAGCGCAGUCUUAGCUCCAAGAGUUCGUCGCGCAACGUACCUGUCACUCGAACACAUACCAGCGGUGGAAACAGCGGUCAUGGUGCCAUGACUGCGUUCCAAGUGGCAUUGAACGAAAUGAUUCGCUUCAUUCUUGAACGUAUGGCGUCGUCGGUGUCACUCAAAUCGAUUCUGUUCAAGAUCACAAAUGAACAUGGCCGUGGUGCCUUUGGUGAUUUCCGGCCCACAAUCUUCGGUAUGCUGGAUACGUACAACUACGAACAGAACAUCUACCAGACAGCAAACGGGCUUAUCAGUGUGGAUCUGUUUGAUCAGAUCACAACGCUGAAACGAGCUAAGUCCCGCUGUUACGCUGCGCCUUCAAAUGUCUGUGGCUACUGUCACGUCGCGCUGUCCAAGCCGCCCUUUGGAAUGGGUCAGUCCGGAGCCCCCGGCACGGAAAAAUGGCACUUGCAUACAUCUAUGGUACUUGUCAUGUCUGGCCAGACCUUCCACGAGUCCUGUGGUAAGGCUUGGCAACAAGGCGUUGAUAUCAAGACGCCGGCUGCACGUGGAGCUUCUUCAUCUGGAAAAAUGUCGCGACACAAUAGCUCGAUGAGCAGCAUGACUAGCGAUGGAUUGGCAGACGAUGAAGCUGGUAGUCGUCUUCAGCGCAAGCAGCCAAGUACAAGGCGCUAUUUGGCACGGCUGAAGACCCAGCGUCGCGCUUCGCGACGGCAGGUGUCGCCACAUGUCGUCUUAGAGAGUCUUAUCCGUGAAGACAACGGACGCAACAAGUACCUCAAGAGCUCGCGCGCCGUAUUCUCGCUGCGUCCAGACCCAGAGGUGGCUGCUAGCAAGGUCAAGAAGCGCUUAGGAACUCGCAAGCCUGGUUCACUCCCAAUGGCACCUAUUCAGAAAGGCAGCAUUUAA